CCAGCCCUAUAAAGGCGGUGACCCUGCCGCCUCUGGAGCCUCUGGAGCCAGCCUCCCCUGAGCCUCCCUCUCCGGGCCUCCGGCUCCCGCCGCCACCAUGAGGGUCCUCCGCCUGCUGCUGCUGGCCCUAGGCCUGCUCCUCUCCCAGCUGGGUGCCUGCCAUCUGACAAUUCUCGGCCAGCGGACUGACAACUACAUAUGUGCCAGGAAAGGGGGGACCUGCAACCUGUCACCCUGCCCACUCUACAACAGGAUUGAGGGCACCUGCUACAAGGGCAAGGCCAAGUGCUGCAUCCGUUGA
This is a messenger RNA of Cervus elaphus (red deer), 301 nucleotides long. RefSeq names its product defensin beta 1 (gene DEFB1). The coding region runs from base 98 to 301 and encodes 67 amino acids. Lineage: Eukaryota; Metazoa; Chordata; Mammalia; Artiodactyla; Cervidae. The record is from RefSeq and is a predicted model, not a curated record. Gene Ontology annotation, cellular component: extracellular region. Gene Ontology annotation, molecular function: CCR6 chemokine receptor binding. Gene Ontology annotation, biological process: defense response to Gram-positive bacterium; innate immune response in mucosa; defense response to Gram-negative bacterium. The transcript has 2 exons.